Messenger RNA from Acromyrmex echinatior (Panamanian leafcutter ant), 2777 nucleotides. RefSeq names its product nicotinic acetylcholine receptor alpha6 (gene nAChRalpha6). Lineage: Eukaryota; Metazoa; Arthropoda; Insecta; Hymenoptera; Formicidae. Gene Ontology annotation, biological process: monoatomic ion transmembrane transport. The record is from RefSeq and is a predicted model, not a curated record. Gene Ontology annotation, molecular function: transmembrane signaling receptor activity; acetylcholine-gated monoatomic cation-selective channel activity. Gene Ontology annotation, cellular component: postsynaptic membrane.
AGGCGGUGUGGUGAAUACGGAUAUACGAGAAUGUAUAUUCGCGCGUACGCGUGAUCCGUGUUGAAGGAAACGAGUGCGACGAGAAAAAAAGAGAGAGGGAGGGAGGGAGAGAGAGAGAGAGAGAGAGAGAGAGAGAGAGGGAGUACGAGACUAGAGCCAGAAAUCAUAGGAAAAGAAGAUAACUGAAGCCGCGCGCGAGCAAGAACGGCGAAGAGAACGGCGAAUUCGUUGCCUACGUGGAACGGGCUGCUGGCAGAGGGAGCAGCCACGCUCCGCGAAGUUGCCUAGAUACCAGGCAACACCGUGUUGCGCUCCGGUGAAGUAGGAGGCAGCGAAGGAGGCGGAGGUGGUGGUGCUGUUCCGCGGGAGGAUGGAACGUGUGGUGGACUGUAGUGAGACGAGGAAGACGAUCGCCGGCCAGGCCGCGAACGCAGGUCCGUGGUGCUGCCAGGAGUCGCGAUAGCACACCCGCGUCCCUCUCGAAGCUCGCCGAGAGAGAAAGAGAGAGAGAGAGAGAGAGAGAGAGAGAGAGAGAGAGAGAGAGAGAGAGAGAAAGAGAAAGCUUACAUAGGAUCCCCCGUGAGAAUGCUCGAAACGUUGGGAAGCACCGUCGCGCGAACGUAGCGCGUUCUCUCUGCAAACAAUAAUACGCCGCCACUUUCCAGCGAUCGAGACCUCGCGAAAUACGCACAACCGAGGCGCGCGGAAGAACGCUUGGUUAUGACGGCGAAGUCGGGGGGUGCGUUAGCGAGGGCAUCGAGUAUCGAUUAGCGGACGAUUCGUGCGGAAUUGAACUCGACUCGUGACACCCUGCACGAUGAUGAUAAUCAGUGACGCAGCGGGUGACAAAGCGCUUCCGGGCGAUACUCGCGGCGGUGACCGCUGCGUGUAGAAGUGAACACGCAAAAUUGUGCAGUGCAUCACGGUCACGACGGGGCACGUCGGGACCGGAUAGAUGAACAUCGGCAAGUCGGUGUCGCGCCUCGACCUGGGCCUGCAAAAUUCAUCUGCCAUGGCGCACCAGGCAAGAGGUCUAUCGCAGUUGCGAAUAAAGUUUUAUAAUACGAUCGUCGCCGGUCUCCAAAUAGUCCUCUUGCUCACCGUCCUACCUCAAGAAAGCCUUUGCGGGCGCCACGAGAAACGCUUACUGAAUCAUCUGCUGGCAAAUUACAACACCUUGGAGCGACCGGUCGCGAAUGAGAGCGAACCACUGGAGGUGAAGUUUGGCAUCACUCUGCAGCAAAUCAUCGACGUGGAUGAAAAGAACCAAAUACUUACGACCAACGCGUGGUUGAAACUGGAGUGGACGGACUACAAUCUCCAGUGGAACGAAUCCGAAUACGGCGGAGUGAAGGACCUUCGAAUUACGCCGAACAAGCUUUGGAAACCGGAUAUCCUCAUGUACAACAGUGCGGAUGAGGGUUUCGACGGGACGUACCAAACAAACGUGGUGGUCACGCAUAACGGCAGUUGCCUGUACGUCCCUCCGGGCAUCUUCAAGAGCACAUGCAAGAUAGACAUCACUUGGUUCCCCUUUGACGACCAACACUGUGACAUGAAGUUCGGAUCCUGGACCUACGACGGCAACCAGCUCGAUCUGGUACUCAACUCACAGGAGGGUGGUGACUUAUCCGAUUUCAUCAUGAACGGGGAAUGGUACCUCAUCGGUAUGCCGGGAAAGAAGAACACGUUAAUAUAUCAAUGCUGCCCGGAGCCGUACGUUGAUGUCACAUUCACGAUACAGAUACGCAGGAGAACCCUCUACUACUUUUUCAACCUGAUCGUGCCCUGCGUGCUGAUAUCGAGCAUGGCCCUACUGGGCUUCACCCUGCCGCCCGAUUCCGGCGAGAAGCUCACCCUAGGAGUGACCAUUCUGCUGUCGCUGACAGUUUUCCUGAACCUCGUGGCAGAAAGCAUGCCGACGACUUCGGACGCUGUCCCUUUAAUAGGAGUGACCAUCUUGCUAUCGCUGACGGUGUUCCUGAACCUCGUCGCCGAAACUUUGCCCCAGGUCUCCGACGCAAUACCCUUGUUAGGAUCAUACUUCAAUUGCAUCAUGUUCAUGGUGGCGAGCAGCGUCGUGCUGACCGUUCUGGUGCUCAACUAUCAUCACAGAUCGCCCGACAGAUACGUGAUGCCAAAUUGGACGAAAAUAGUGUUUCUACAAUGGCUGCCGUGUGUGUUGCGCAUGAGUCGGCCGGGCAAGAAGAUCACGAAGAAAACCAUUCUCAUGAGUAAUCGGAUGAAGGAGCUGGAGCUGCAGGAGAGGAGCAGUAAGAGUUUACUGGCGAACGUUUUAGAUAUCGACGAUGAUUUUCGCCAUGGGAACAGCGCCGCCAAUCCUGCCUCGGGCUAUAUAAGCAGAUCAGCGUACGGUACACCGUUGUCGACCAGGCCGGCAACGGUUGAAGAGACUUCGGCAUCGUUGCCUCUCAGCGGCAUGCAGAGGGAACUUCACACAAUUCUCAAGGAAUUGCAGUUCAUCACAAGCCGCAUGAAAAAGUCGGACGAGGACGACGAAAUCAUUAGCGACUGGAAGUUCGCCGCCAUGGUGGUCGACAGGCUUUGUCUGUUCGUCUUCACGUUAUUCACGGUUUUGGCUACGGUGGUGAUACUGUGUCGCGCGCCACAUAUAAUCGUCCAGUAAUAGACUGCCCCGGUCGAACCGAAAAAAUACACAAAAUAUGCCAGGGAUAGCGCCUCCUGGAAUAUUCGGAACGACGUCCGGCAUGAUUCGAGGAGGCGGCUACGUUAGGAGCACGUCGAAGUGAAAACGG